Molecule: messenger RNA, 4175 nt
Organism: Asterias rubens (European starfish)
Lineage: Eukaryota; Metazoa; Echinodermata; Asteroidea; Forcipulatida; Asteriidae
Exons: 1
Coding region: 725-2872 (715 amino acids)
Biological process (GO): netrin-activated signaling pathway
Cellular component (GO): membrane
Molecular function (GO): netrin receptor activity
Source: RefSeq, a predicted model, not a curated record
UGUGCUAGUCAUCAUAAUAAUAUUAUGAUGACUAACACAAAGAUUACUUCUCACAGACCAAGGACGUUCAUGCGCAAUCGGACGUAAACGUUGGCAUUAUUUAGGUGACAAUAUGUUGCUCGGAAACAUGUUAAGCGGCCGAUGAUCACUUAAAGAUUCCGUAUUUAACUUUAAGAUUCCGUAUAUAAACGUCUUCCACAAUACAAGUUGUCUUAAUCGUCGAAAACUGGUAUCUUUAAAAUUGUUCGUAUACAAGAACAAUUACCGUUAUAGGCAAGAUUAGUGACGUCACGUGUGGGCGUAUUGUGCCAACUGGUGGUUGAUCUGAUUCGGUGGCUAAUCUGAACAUGCAUGACCUCUAUCCAUAGUUCGUUUGUGCUCGGUGGGGACUGCACGUAGGCCCUAUUCUUGCUCCCGUCUGGAUUACACGUGUGUAUGUACGUCCCUCGUUUUUUAUUUGCGGUGAGUGAUCGGUUCGAGUUGAACGGCUUUGAACUGUAUGCAUGAACUUGAUUUUCACCAUUAUCAACUUGUCUCGCAACUUCCAUGGAAGGAUUUGUCAGGAGGGAACGAACACAGUGCACCUACUUGUUAAAGUAACACCUCACAAGUUUGUGUUGGCAUUUUGUCUUGACGGGUACCUCGCUACCCCCGUAGUGUGCGAAAAAACGGGUGUAUUUUAAGGCGAGUUUGGUGCUGAGGAGAUUAUUGUUCAGCCGUCAUAAUGGGUCGACCAACGGGUGGAGUAUCACCAACAUCAAACACAGAGAAUGAUUAUUGGGGUGAUAUGGAAUAUAUGAUUGUAAUAGCUGUUUUAGCAACUGUACUUUUCCUUGUCAUCAUCGUGUGUAUUACUAAGUGUAUUUGUUCAAAGUGUUGCGGUAGAACUUUUAAAAUAACGUGCGAAGAAUUUCAGGCGGUUUCGAUUGAUCACGUGAAUGUCGACGAAGCCGAGGACAUUACCUCUGGAGGAUAUUACAACCCCCGUAGAGGUCGAGACGUGCCGUGGAUUACCACUACUUAUAGUAACCGAGGUUUCAAUGGGGGAUUCCUGCAUGACCCACUGCCGUCCGGCGUGUCAGGAUCACCCCCGCAAUUUUGGGAGCUAGGAGAUGGGAACCCGCAGGUAAGAGCCCUGGAUGCAAGCUCACUUACCGGCCAGUAUACAUACACAUACGACGGCCAUUUUAGAGCACGUAGUGAUGAGACGCCAUCGCCAAUACCUGCUCUGACUGAUGGAGGGAUGGGGCCAUCCUUCCAGGCGGACCAUCAGCUACAGGAGUUGGUGAGAGCUGGAAUGUCCCAGAGUGAAACCAUCAUGGUGGGGAGUAAACUUGUUGUUUUCAUAUCCCGCGAAGUGAACCAUCUCGGUGACACGUUAGUCCUGAAUGAGAUGGGUAUCUCUCUGACGAUCCCACCUCACGCCAUUGAGGUUGGACGCACCGAGCGCAUCUCACUCAUCCUGGACUGGGACUUGGGAGACUUUCCAGGCAUGAGUGACGAUCAGACAAUCAUCAGCCCCGUCGUCCACUGUGGGCCCCAUGGACUCAAGCUGAACAAGCCUGCCAUGCUGAGCUACAGACACUGUGCUUACAACAUCAACGACGUUUCUCUUGUGGCAAGUCAGACCCACCUCAUGCAAAACAAGGACUGGAAGGAGGUUUGCUCUAAGGAGGACAGUAUUAGACCCUACACACUUUUCCCGAAUGAAGUGCAGGUCCAGGUGUCACAUUUUACUCUUUAUACCUGCAUAGCUGAAGGUAAAACAUCACCAAAUAAAGGGAUAAAAAAGUGGAUGCAGCUGGCUGUGUUCGGUGGGAAGAUGCGCGCCAAACAACACUACGAAAUCCGCGUGUAUUUACUGAACAACACCCCGUGCGCACUGCAAUUUGCCGUACAAAAUGAGGCGAAGAACCAUUUCAAGAUGUUGUGCCCCCGGAAGGAGUUCUUGUUCCAUGGGGAUGAUCAGGACAUGUUGGCCACCGUGCAACACGUCAACGAAGGGUGGUCACAUCGGUUGGACGACCGGCAAGAACGUGUACCAUUCCUCAACAUUUGGCAUGGCAAGUGCCCCCAUGUCUCUUUUAUCUUCAAACACGAGAACGAGCACGUGCGGGACAUAGAUGUCAGACUGGUACUUCACCAGCAAGGCAGGGAAACAAUUGAAUCGGAUAAGACGUGUUUAAAAGUCCUUGCCUCCAUGAAAUCUAACUCAUCAUCCAAGCGCAACCUUGAGAACAUUGGAAACUCCAACAAGGCCGUCAUCAAUGUGUUUCCCUCGAGCAAGCGUAGAGGAUCGGGAAAGAGAAGACGCUACGACAGCACCUCCAGCGUCAGCAGCAGGUCAGGAAGCAUCAGCUCAUUGUCUUCAGAUGUUAGCUCAUCCUCGAACUCAUCAGUGCCUUCAUCAUCAGAUACCUCAUCAGACAACACAUCAAACUCAUCGUCAGAUGACGAAUUGGCUAAAACCACUGACCAACCCACGCAACAACCGUGCACGCAAAAUAUGAAGAUUAUCAUAAACGGAGAUGAAUCCCCUUCUCCGACUGACUUCUUGAGUCAGGCUGGCUCUCCACGGACUAUCUCCCACGAGCUCUGCAUGGAGUUGGUGCUGCUCCUAGACCCAUUGGCUACUCUAGGAAAUGACUGGCGCAUCCUCGCAAGUGCCUUGGAGUUAGACUCCUUGAUACCACUCUUGAAGGACACUCCGGCUUACAAGCCCACUGAGACUCUGCUGGAGGAGGUGGAACAUCAGUGCAAAGGUUUGCAGUGGUUGGCAUCUGUCAUGAUCCAGGCACGGAGACUUGAUGCUGCUAAUGCUGUCAUGAAGUAUGUCAAUACGAACAAUACGUGUGCUGAAAAUGAAUCGUGAACUGUGAACUAACACUAAUAUUGUACAAGUCCUAAUGAUACUGCCAUAGUUAAAACCAGAAUUCUGAUGCUGCUUUGUCUGUACUCUUUUUGUGUAUUUUGUCAGUUGGCCUAUGCUGACACAUACUCGUAAACACUGUCUAAAUUAUUUUGUUUGAAUGAACCACUUUCUGAAAAACUAUAUUGAAUAUUUUUAGUUUAGUUCGAAAAGAAUAACUCUUUACGAUUGGAGCUUAUAGUCAUGUCACACUAUGCAAGUUACACGUUCCAGGCAAUCUCAAACCAGUAAGAAAACGCCACUCACAUUUGAACGUUCACCUAUUUUUCUUGUACGAACAAUAUACUCGUGUUCUACUGAAGCGGUUCUGUAGCAUGCACUGCAGUUGGUUGUUUCUAGUCUAAGUUGUCUGGAAAAAAUGGCCUCGUGGGCCCUUCAAAACAAAAUCAUUGUCCUCGGUUUCAAUCAGAAAUGUUGUAAGAGUGAAGUGAAUUUUUUUAAGGAUGCAACUUUUUGUGGUGAUUGCACUUCCUGUUUUUAUCAACUUUUGAUAUGAAAGGGGGGGGGGGCACGUCUCAAAACUUGUUCAGCGGUAUACUUUUAUGAUGCAUGAUUAAUACAAAUGUAAGAUAUGACACAACGUAAAACUUCUCAUAUGGCCAAAAACAGUGUAUAGCCUGCCUGCCUUUGUGGCUAUGGAAUUUCACUCUUUUUGUUUAAAAAAAAUGUUUACGUGUUCAAUGAUGAGCGUUACGAACAGGGCAACCAAUAGUUGCGUUUCGUGCACGUGCUAUUAUUUCCAGCGUGGCAAGCAUGAUACAAUAGUGCGGAACCUGAGAAUUAAAGGGUAUACCUUGUUGUAAUCUCAAACUUGCGAUUGUUAAGUUGUUGGAAUGUUUUUAUGUAGUGGUUUGUAUAAAAAUGCGUGUUGAUAGGGUGUAGAGAUAACCAAUCCGGUUAAUCACGUGAACUUUGUCCUAUAUUUAUUAUUCUUUGUUCAUGAUUAUUAUUCGUGCAAGUUGCACUGUUGUAUGUAAAACUAUUUCUCUAUGAGAAGCAAAUGUAUGACACAUUUUGUCCGGGCAGGUAGAAAAUUCAAUGUAUAUAUGUCUGUCCAAAGGGGUCCCAUAAUAUCCGAAUACGAGCGAGACUUGCAUGGUAAUUUCUAUGAUUAACACAGACGCCAUUUUGAAAACAAUUUGGACCCCUACUUUUUUUCGAUACAUACCUCUUCAGUCAUGUUUAAAGGCAGUGGACACUAUUGGUAAUUGACAAAGACCAGUCUUCUUACUUGGUGUAUCUCAUC